UGAGUCGGCCCCUCGACGACAGCGAAGACACUUGAAGCGGUGACGGCCUUGUUUUAAAGUUCCCGGAGGAAGAGGGAAGGGAACGGAGGCCCAGACUGAGCUCAGGGGAGGUUUAUUUACACGCUGGAAGGAGUGUUAAUAAUCCGAACAUAAGGUACCAUACGGGAAUCUGAGCUUGUGACUGCACAAGAACGUCAGAAUUACACAGAAAAUGGCGGAGCCGGACAAAUUAAACAUCGACUCUAUCAUUCAGCGGCUUUUGGAAGUCAAAGGCUCUCGUCCCGGUAAAAACGUGCAGCUGACCGAGAGCGAGAUCCGCGGCCUCUGCCUCAAAUCUCGUGAGAUUUUCCUGAGCCAGCCCAUCUUGCUGGAGCUGGAGGCCCCCCUCAAAAUCUGCGGUGAUGUCCACGGCCAGUACUACGACCUGCUGCGGCUCUUUGAGUACGGAGGCUUCCCCCCGGAGAGCAACUACCUGUUCUUGGGAGACUACGUCGACCGAGGGAAGCAGUCGCUGGAGACCAUCUGCCUACUUCUAGCCUACAAGAUCAAGUACCCAGAGAACUUCUUCCUGCUGCGUGGAAACCACGAGUGCGCGUCCAUCAAUCGAAUCUACGGCUUCUAUGACGAGUGCAAGCGAAGGUAUAACAUUAAACUGUGGAAAACCUUCACAGACUGCUUCAACUGUUUACCGGUGGCUGCUAUUGUAGAUGAGAAGAUCUUCUGCUGUCAUGGUGGCCUCUCGCCCGACCUCCAGUCCAUGGAGCAGAUCCGCCGGGUCAUGCGGCCCACAGAUGUGCCUGACCAGGGCCUGCUAUGCGACCUGCUGUGGGCCGACCCCGACAAAGACGUGCUGGGCUGGGGCGAAAACGACCGCGGUGUCUCCUUCACGUUCGGCGCUGACGUCGUGGCCAAAUUUUUACACAAACACGACAUGGACCUAAUAUGCAGGGCGCAUCAGGUGGUGGAAGACGGCUACGAGUUCUUCGCCAAGAGGCAACUGGUUACUCUCUUCUCUGCUCCCAACUACUGUGGCGAGUUUGACAACGCCGGCGCCAUGAUGAGCGUGGAUGAGACGCUCAUGUGCUCCUUCCAGAUUCUGAAGCCGGCAGACAAGAAGUUGUAUCCGUACGCAGGAGGUGCAGGAAUGGGAUCUGGAAGGCCUGUCACCCCGCCAAGAAAUUCCGCCAAGGCUGCUAAGGCUAAGAAAUAACACCCACUGGCUCCUCCCCCUCUCUCCUCCCAGCAAGGCCCUGCCCUUCCCCAAUCAGCCCACUGCUUUUCUUAAAACCUUAUUUUAUUUUUUACAUCUUACUCUCUCAUGAAAACAUGUUGUCGUGUUUGUUUUUUUUGGUCACACCGUUUUGUUUUUUUUCCCUUCCCCCUCAUCCUCUAUUUUUCCUGUCAUCGUAGAGGUAACUGGGCUGUUCUUCUUUAGGCUGGCGACAUUUUUUUUUUUAAUGCUGUGUUUUGGUGAUCGGGAGGGAGAGCAUGCUAACAUGCCGAGGGCACAUAGCACAUGGUGGGUGGAUCAGCUGAUUCACUCAAAACCUCCUUUUAAAAACAUUUAAGAGCCCAGUCAUGGAUGUGAAAUACUUUUAUUUUGUACAUAUGCGAAAUCAACAUGUUCCCUUUCUUUUAGUUGACGGAGGAUAAAUAAUAAAAGCAAGUCUAUGUUUGAACAAUGCUACCGCGCAGACCACUUUGUUUGUCAUCGCUGCUUGAUGGAGCCACAAGGGGGUGCUUGCCAUGUUGCUAAUCCCAAAUAAGACCUGAUUGAUCAGUGACGUUACCAUAAGCGGAAGGGUCAGCUUGAAGGGUCUUAUGUGUGGCGCUCUCAUAGGAAGCUGGUGAAUCAGUGCGGCAACCCUUUGAAGUCAAGAACACUUCACUGCAGUCGCUGCCAACAUGGCAGCACAAGAAAGCAGAUGCGUAGCGGAGGUUACCAUGACAACUAAGAAGUGGCAGCAAGCAUGAUUGACAAGUUGCGUUCAUCUUGCUUUUUUCGAGGGCGUGGGAAACGAGAGCCAUACUGUAACUUAUGAGCAGCUGUCAUGUAACUAAAGCAUCAACGCAAACCCAUCACGUGACUGAAUUCUCAUCCAUGCUUGCCCCGCCCCCUUCCUAAACCCCUCCCCCUGCCGUGCAUGGAGUCAAUAAGGCAAACAGGGUGUUGUUGCUCCUGAUGGAAACAUAUCUCUGCAGUAUUUCAGGGUUUCUCACUGUUCAUUUGUCCUUGUCUUCUGUAAAAAAAAAAAAAAAAAAAAAAAAAACUUCCUCCACUCGCUAAUGAGGGUUUCACCUCGCAUCAGUAACGAUCGGCUGUGUGACACGCUGCAUACGUGUUCCAUCCACUGAGAUAAACUCAGGAAGUCAAAACGUUUAUCAGGAACAAAACAAAAAUCAUACUAUUUGUGUGCAAAUCCCUGCAGGUCAUGUGACUUAGAAAGAAAAGCUUAAAACGUAUGCUGAUGAAUGUUUCCAAAGGUGCAGAGAGACAAGUCUUUACAGUCCAAGCAGGCAUUAGAGUGAUGAAAACAAUGACUUAUUUUAGUGCUUAAAUAUGACAAAAUGGUCCACUUCCGUCUCCAUCGCUGUACAAACAUCUGCUUUUGUUUUUUUUGUUUUUUACUCCACAUUGACCAUUAUUGUUAUGAAAUGAUCCUUCAUAUUGUUUUUACUGACAAAUCUUUCUCUAUAUAGUUGUAUUAUUUGUGUAGGUUUUUUUCUUUUUAAUGGAUCAGGGAUGUUUUGCACCAUGUCCUGUCACUGGAUAUGUUACUUACAACACCGUCAGAUGAUUCCAAUAUUUAAAGAAAAGAAAGUGAAACUAACAAUAAUCUUUGUAUUUUAGCUCUCAAUUUAUUGCAAUUUGUCUCUGUUGAAGCAUAGAAAUUAAAAUAUACAUAGAAUUUGUA
Dunckerocampus dactyliophorus (ringed pipefish) is the source of this 2915-nucleotide messenger RNA. It is a transcript of the gene ppp1caa, whose product is annotated as protein phosphatase 1, catalytic subunit, alpha isozyme a. The record is from RefSeq and is a predicted model, not a curated record. Gene Ontology annotation, cellular component: cytoplasm; nucleus. Gene Ontology annotation, molecular function: protein serine/threonine phosphatase activity. The transcript is spliced from 8 exons. The coding region runs from base 212 to 1210 and encodes 332 amino acids. Lineage: Eukaryota; Metazoa; Chordata; Actinopteri; Syngnathiformes; Syngnathidae.